This is a messenger RNA of Phycodurus eques (leafy seadragon), 9260 nucleotides long. RefSeq names its product protein tyrosine phosphatase receptor type Db (gene ptprdb). Gene Ontology annotation, molecular function: protein tyrosine phosphatase activity; protein binding. The record is from RefSeq and is a predicted model, not a curated record. Lineage: Eukaryota; Metazoa; Chordata; Actinopteri; Syngnathiformes; Syngnathidae. Gene Ontology annotation, biological process: protein dephosphorylation.
CUGCAGCCACGGUGGAUGUUAACACAAGGCGGCCAGCGAACGGACGACGGACGGACGGACGGGGAGCUUCAGUUGACUUUUCCACAGACACACACAGGAUGCUAACAUGGUUGUGAGGACUUGUCUCCAUCGUCCUGUUGUACAGUGAGGCAGUGAGCUCACGGAGGAUACAGCAUGCAUGUGUCGACAUAUCCCACGAUGCACUCUGCCAGCCCGGGUCUGCUCCUCCUCACUUUCCUCUCCCUGGCCGACGCUGACUCCCUGCCACGAUUUACCCGAACCCCGGAAGACCAGACAGGAGUCCAAGGCGGAGUGGCAUCGUUCGUGUGCCAGGCCGCCGGCGAGCCGCAGCCCAAGAUUGUGUGGAACAAGAAAGGCAAAAAAGUCAGCAACCAGAGAUUUGAGGUAAUUGAGUUUGACGACGGGACCGGCUCGGUCCUGAGGAUCCAGCCUCUGAGGACUCCUAGAGAUGAGGCGAUUUACGAAUGUCACGCCUCCAACUCGGCUGGAGAGCUCACCGCCUCCACCAGACUAAGUGUGCUACGAGAGGACCAGCUGCCUUCGGGGUUCCCCACCAUAGAUAUGGGUCCCCAGCUGAAAGUGGUCGAACGCUCUCGGACCGCCACCAUGCUCUGUGCGGCUAGUGGAAACCCUGACCCAGAAAUUUCUUGGUUCAAGGAUUUCCUGCCAGUCAACACAUCCAGUAACAAUGGACGAAUCAAGCAGCUGCGCUCAGGUGGCACGCCCAUACGAGGUGCACUGCAGAUUGAAAUGAGCGAAGAGUCUGACCAGGGCAAGUAUGAGUGUGUUGCCACCAACAGCGACGGAACUCGCUAUUCCACCCCGGCGAACCUCUAUGUCCGCGAGCUCCGAGAAGUGCGUCGCGUCCCCCCUCGGUUCUCCAUCCCCCCGGCGGACAGUGAGAUCAUGCCAGGGGGUAACGUCAACAUCACCUGCGUGGCAGUGGGCUCGCCCAUGCCCUACGUAAAGUGGAUGCUGGGGGCCGAGGACCUGACCCCAGAGGACGAUAUGCCCAUCGGCCGCAAUGUCCUCGAACUGACGGAUGUGCGCCAGUCCAACAAUUACACCUGCGUUGCCAUGUCAACGCUCGGCGUUAUUGAGGCGGUGGCGCAGAUUAUUGUCAAAGCUCUCCCAAAGGCUCCUGGCACACCCGUGGUGACUGAGAGGACUGCAACAAGCAUCACUCUCACCUGGGACUCUGGCAACCCCGAACCUGUUUCCUAUUAUAUCAUACAACACCGUUCCAAAGGCUCCGAGGACCCCUAUAAAGAGAUUGAUGGCAUCGCCACCACUCGCUACAGUGUGGGCGGCCUCAGCCCUUACUCCCAUUAUGACUUCCGCGUGGCAGCUGUUAACACCAUCGGCCAGGGUCCGUCCAGCGAAGUGGUGGAGGCUCGCACUGCGGAGCAGGCGCCCUCCUCGCCUCCCCGACAAGUCAGAGGUCGCAUGUUGAGCACAACAACGGCGAUCAUCCACUGGGAUGAGCCAGAGGAACCAAACGGUCAAGUUGUGGGCUACAGGGUGUAUUAUACCUCAGACAACACGCUGCCAGUCAACCAGUGGGAGAAGCAGAUGGUGCGGAGCGCCAACUUCAUCACCAUUCAGGGUUUGACUCCGAACAAGACGUAUUACAUCCGAGUGUUGGCUUUCACCUCUGUUGGAGAUGGUCCUCUUUCCCAGGACCUGCAGAUUAUUGCCAAGACUGGCGUCCCAUCCCAGCCUUCAGAGUUCAAAGGAGAGGCCAAAUCUGAGACGAGUAUCCUGUUGUCCUGGGUAGCGCCACCCCAGGGCGGCCCCGACAACCAGAUCACGGGAUAUGAACUGGUUUAUCGACGAGCAGACGAUACAGAGGAGAAGAAAGUGAGCUUUGAGCCGACAACCUCCUACCUGUUGAAGAACCUCAAGCCUUUCUCAGCCUAUACUUUCCAACUGGCUGCCCGUAGCAAACAUGGCAUCGGUGCAUAUACCAACGAGGUUUCCGUUGACACGCCCCAGACGCUUCCUUCAGCACCUCCUCAGGACAUAACAUGCACCAGCCCCACUUCUACCAGAAUCCUGGUAAGUUGGGCACCACCGCCUGUGGAGUUUCAGAACGGCGUCAUUACGGGAUACACCAUCCAGUACUCCGCUACGGGGGGCAACAAAACCUCCAAAAGGAUUGACGGCAUUCCUACGGAAGGUUCUCCGUAUCUCUUGCAAAACCUGGAGAAAUGGACCGAGUACGGAAUAACAGUGAGGGCGCAGACGGAAGCCGGCGACGGACCUGAGAGUUUACAGCUGAUUAUCCGCACCGAGGAAGAUGUUCCAAGUGGUCCUCCUCGAGGGGUGGACGCAGAGACAGUGAACGCCUCAGCCAUUAGGGUGAAAUGGCGAGCGCCAGCCCCUGAGCUGCAGCACGGUCAGAUCCGAGGCUACCAAGUCCACUACGUGAGGAUGAACUACGACGAGCCUCAGGGUCAGCCCUUCAUCAAGGACAUCCUCAUGGAGGACUCACAGUGGGAAUAUGACCAGUCAGCUCAAUAUGAGGCGCUUCUCGGAGACUUGAAAGUAGACACCUCCUACUCGAUCUCAGUAGGAGCUUACACCGCCAAGGGAGAUGGCGCUCGCAGCAAACCUGUUAGCGUCUGCACUGCUCUGCCGCUACCUGAACAGCCCAAACUCAUGGUGAGCGCAACUGACUCGGGCACUGCUCUGCUUCAGUGGUACCCGCCGCCAAAUCAGGUCACGCCGCUCCUGGGUUACCGCCUGACCUUUGGCCGCAUCGACGUCCUUCCCUUCACAGUGGUGGAGUUCCCCACCAAAGAGAAUCGCUACACGGCUCAGGACAUCCACAAGGGAGCCAACUAUGUGUUCAGACUGUCCGCCCGUAACAAAAUGGGCUACGGAGAGGAGGGAGUUAAAGAAGUGACCACCCCUGAAGGCUCCCCAACUGGAUAUCCAGAAAAUAUUAUCUCAGAGGAGAUUUCUGCCAACUCCCUACGCUUGACGUGGAAAUCAGUGCCACUCAUUGAGCAAAAUGGAAAAAUUGCCAAGUACUCAGUCCUGUACAAGGAUAUAAACAGUCGGGGCAAUUCCUCAGAAGUUGUAGUGCCCACUCCCGGGUCGAGUGUUUUGUUGGAGGGUCUGAGUGCCGAUACCGUGUACGAUGUCAGGGUGUGCGCGUUCACGGCUGUCGGGCGCGGUCCGUACAGCCCCGGUGUCCAGUUUAGGACGCAGCGGCUCGACCAAGUUUUUGCCACCAACUUCCGAGUGAAAGCCGCCAUGAAGAAUUCUGUUCUGUUGUCCUGGGAGGUCCGAGACAAGAAUCCUACCCAGCCAUUCACUAUCCUGUACGGAAAGGGUCAGUCUGUGGAAGUGGAUGGGACGCAGACUCAGAAGCUGAUCACCGGAUUGCAGCCAGACACCUUGUACUCGUUCUUGCUUACCAACCGAGCCAACAGCGCCGGGGGCCUGCAGCACCGCGUCACCGCCACGACUGCUCCAGAUAUCCUGAAAAGCAAGCCCAUCGUGCUGGGGCAGACCAAUGCUGAUGGCAUGGUGACUGUGCAACUUCCAUCUGUGCAGACGGCAGCUAAAGUCAAGGGCUAUUAUGUGGUGGUGGUGCCACUGAAGAAGCAGCGAGGAGGGAAGUUCUUGAAUCCAUGGGAGGACCCAGACCAGAUGAACUUAGAUGAGUUGCUGAGAGAGAUUAACAGAACCAGCGUAAGCCGUUCCCUCCGUAUCCGCAGACAGGCCGGCCAAUCGGAUCCCAGGGCUUACGUCAACGCUCAGUUCAAAACCCUCCCCAGGGAGUUCACGCUCGGCGACGACGGAAACUACGGCGACUUCCGCAACCGUCCGCUGCAGAACGGGCAGGAAUACGUCUUCUUUGUGCUCGCCCUGCUUGACCUUUCGGAGAACACUAUGUUCUCCACCAGUCCGUACUCCGAUCCCGUGACCUCAUCGGAUGUGGACCCGCAGCCAAUUGUCGACGAGGAAGAGGGCCUCUUGUGGGUCGUCGGUCCUGUGUUGGCCGUCAUCUUCAUCGUGUGCAUUGUCAUUGCCAUCCUUCUCUUCAAAAGCAAACCCGACAGGAAACGAGCCGAGGCGGAGGGCAGGAAGGGCAGUUUCCCCUGCAGCAAAGCCAUGUCAUCGCACCAUCCCACCGAUCCCGUGGAGCUGCGUAGAAUCAACUUCCAGACUCCAGGCAUGGCGAGCCACCCGCCCGUCCCCAUCUCGGAGCUGGCAGAUAACAUUGAGCGCCUCAAGGCAAACGACAACCUCAAGUUCUCACAAGAGUACGAGUCUGUUGACCCUGGUCAGCAGUUCACGUGGGAGAACUCCAACUUGGAAGUCAACAAACCAAAGAACCGCUACGCUAACGUCAUUGCCUACGACCACUCCAGGGUGAUACUCUCAGGCAUUGAGGGCGUCCCAGGGAGUGACUACAUCAACGGCAACUAUAUCGACGGGUACCGGCGUCAAAACGCCUACAUCGCCACUCAGGGUUCCCUUCCGGAGACCUUCGGAGACUUCUGGAGGAUGGUGUGGGAGCAACAUACAGCCAACAUUAUCAUGAUGACCAAGCUGGAGGAGAAGUCAAGGGUGAAGUGCGACCAGUACUGGCCGACACGAGGUACCGAGACCUACGGCCUCAUCCAGGUCACUCUGCUGGACACAGUGGAGCUGGCCACCUACUCCGUCAGGACCUUUGCGCUUUACAAGAGCGGCUCCAAUGAGAAGCGUGAGGUUCGUCACUUCCAAUUCACGGCCUGGCCAGACCACGGGGUACCUGAGCACCCCACUCCGUUCCUGGCCUUCCUGCGAAGGGUUAAGGCCUGCAACCCCGCAGAUGCGGGGCCCAUGAUCGUCCACUGCAGUGCCGGAGUGGGUCGCACAGGUUGCUUCAUCGUGAUCGACGCCAUGGCGGAGCGGAUCAAGCACGAGAAGACGGUGGACAUCUACGGCCACGUCACGGUCAUGCGCUCCCAGAGGAACUACAUGGUCCAGACGGAGGACCAGUAUAUCUUCAUCUACGACGCGCUGCUGGAGGCCGUGACCUGCGGGAACACGGAGGUCCCCGCCAGGAACUUGUACUCGUACAUCCAGAGGCUGACGCAGAUUGAACCCGGCGACAAUGUCACCGGCAUGGAGCUGGAGUUCAAGCGUCUGGCCAGCGCCAAGGCCCACACGUCGCGCUUCGUCAGUGCCAACCUGCCGUGCAACAAGUUCAAGAACAGGCUCGUCAACAUCAUGCCCUACGAGACCACGCGCGUCCCCCUGCAGCCAAUCAGAGGAGUGGAAGGGUCGGACUACAUCAACGCCAGCUUCAUCGACGGAUACAGGCAACAGAAGGCCUACGUAGCGACGCAAGGCCCGCUGGCGGAGACCACGGAGGACUACUGGAGGAUGCUGUGGGAACACAACUCCACCAUCGUUGUCAUGCUCACCAAACUGCGGGAGAUGGGACGGGAGAAAUGUCACCAGUAUUGGCCCGCGGAGCGCUCAGCUCGCUACCAGUACUUUGUGGUGGAUCCCAUGGCCGAGUACAACAUGCCUCAAUACAUCCUGCGAGAAUUCAAAGUCACCGACGCCAGAGAUGGCCAAUCGCGGACGGUUCGUCAAUUCCAGUUCACUGAUUGGCCAGAACAAGGAGUGCCAAAGUCCGGGGAGGGAUUCAUUGAUUUCAUUGGCCAAGUGCAUAAAACUAAAGAACAGUUUGGCCAGGAUGGACCAAUUACUGUGCACUGCAGCGCCGGAGUGGGCCGGACGGGCGUGUUCAUCACGCUGAGCAUCGUGCUGGAGAGGAUGCGCUACGAGGGCGUGGUGGACAUCUUCCAGACGGUCAAGAUGCUGCGCACGCAGAGGCCUGCCACCGUUCAAACAGAGGACCAGUACCAGUUCUGCUACCGUGCUAGUCUGGAGUACCUGGGAAGCUUUGAUCACUAUGCAACAUAAAUGUGUCACGGCACGUCCCGGCCGCCCCCCCCCCCCUCCCCCCCCAAAUCCACUCGUCUGUGGAUGAUUGCGCUGGGCGGCGACGUGUCUGUGAAGAGGGCGCCACAAACAUGCAGAGUGAAAAGGGGCGUCCUUCGUACCCACAAAGAGCACCUCUAACUGAGCCAUAAGCGACCUGCUUGACAAAGGGGUCUCCGCCCGCCCUUUGACCCAAACACGCCCAUUGGUCAGUCCGAAGAAGCAACUCGCUCCAAAGCUUGAUCAGAAUCUCCGUUGUCUUUGUUUCAGUCAGUGCUGUUUUCUAAGCACCCAGGUUGCUUUACAUUGUUCGGGUGUGGAACUGUUCACCUCAUCCACCACCAGUGUAGCAUCACCGACAUGGAUAGCUCGAUAGAACGUCACAGGACAUUGGAUUUUUCUAUCUUUAGACCAACUCGAAGGCAUCCAUCAUAUGGACGCCUCGUGGACGGACACAAAGUGGGACUUUGGAGCACGGGAGAAUUGCCAACCGGAGAGUGGAAACUCACCGAGCGCACACUUUUAAGGAUACACAGGACCCACAAUGGACACCAGGAAGUGUUUCCCCCCUUUUUUUUGGGGGGGGGGGGGGGGGGGGUGUUUUUAGGGAAGCAAAGUCUUGUUUCCUAUAAAUGAAGAAGAAAUUUCUAUCACAUAGUAAUUUAAAAAAUGCACCAGUUACACUUAAUUGUUCACAGAUUAAGAUAAGGGAAUUGUGAGAGGUUUCAAAAGCACCAACCCCACCACAAACAAAAUAUCAUUUUCUGAAAACAAAAGCAAAAGUGGGCUCUCUUCUAAAGGCACAGUCGUCCUUUUAUGAUACUUUGGGUUUUUUUUGUGCAUUUUUAUGUUAUCAUUUUUCUGAAAGAAAUACAAUCAGAUGCAGUUGGGGUUUGCAGUUUCUCAGAAACGUUCCCCGAACAACUAUUCCAUAGUCGCUUUUAUUUGCAUGAGCAAAUCGAUGAAGUCUUUGCCUGCCGGAUGAUUUACGGUUCAGGGUUAAGGUCUGUUUCAGGAUAUAGUUAGGUUCAGGUUUAGGGUUCUGGAUUUUGAUCUAUGGUUGGAUUUAGGGUCAGGGAACGGGUUUCGGGUUAGGAAGUUUGCGUAGGGUUGAGUGUUUCAGGUUAGAUAGGGAUGGAUUUGUUUUGGUUCGUAUUAGGGGAGCAAAGCAUCAGUUUUCAAAAGUGUUCUGCUACCAGCCGGUCCCUUGAAAUGUCUCCAUUAAUGCGUGUAAAUCAAGAGAGAGAAGAAAGAGCGUAGAUCACAAAUCCGUAGAGUGCACGGAAUGUUUUUCUUUAUUAUUUUUUGGGAGGGGGGGGGGGGGGGUGUGUGAGGAAGGAAAAACUAUUUAAAACUUCACCUAGAUUUCAGAACAAGAAUUGUGGAAAUGUGUCGAGACGAUGUUCUCACCGGAAUGCUCACCACCGGCCCGUGUGUCCGUCUGAUUCAGUGUGCAAUAAGUAGAUUCGUAUUCGAUAUAUUUUUGUGUCCACUCACUCACUGCAGUCACAUGCCAUGAUGAUGAUGAUGAUGAUGACGAUGAAGAUAAAUAUUACCCAUGGUGCAUCAUGUCCCAGACACGAGGCUAUUAAACAUUCGAGUCCGCCGCCCCACGUAAACAGUGUCGUCGUCACGGUAACCAGGAAACGAACGAAUGAUUGCAACCCCCAAUGAAUAGUUUAAGUUUAGAUUUCUAGUGCCUUAUAUUACACGCCUAUUUUGAUAAACUUACGUUUAAGGGUUCUUGUGUAUUUUACGUACGCACACUUAUGUAUAUUUGUGUCGCGCGUGUGUGUGUGUGUGUGUCAGUAUGUGUGUGCGUGUGUGAGAGAGAUUUUUUGUUCUGUUCCACGAUGUGAAAAUUGCUGGUGUUCUUUUGUUUUUCAACGGCUCGUCAUAACUCAUCACUUUGAAAGGAAUGCAGUCGUAUCGUUUUUGAAGGUGUCCAACAAAGGUUUAUUUCCAACGUAUGGGCUGUAAAUGAUAUGAUGAGUUUGAUAAGUCAAAUGUGCGCAGUGAUGCUAUUUCCUCAAAUAAUGGCCUCCGCUUUAAUUGAUUGAACGAAUAAACGCCGCACCCCAAAUAGACAUUUCUGUUUUUAUCUAUGCUUUUUCUCUUCUUUUUUCCUGGGUUUGCAGUAAUCCCUCGUUUAUCGUGGGGGGUAUAGGUUCCAGACCACCCACCCCCACGAUAGGUGAAUUCUGCGAAGUAGUGUGACAUAUUGCAGUUGUUUUUUUUUGUUUUUUUUUAUCCCCUUGUCAGUGCAGUCAACGCUUAAUGUGAAAAAAAAUCUUAAUGUCACCAAACUGUGACCAAUUGUCUCCAAAAUGUAUGUGGACAUCUCUAAUUACGCCCCCUUCCCCAUCUGAAUAAUAUCAGAACGAUUUUAUAUAAAUAUGGGUCAUAUCUGGCCACUAUAUGAGGAAAUCAAAACAUUUUUAUUGUCAAAUCGAAGAGGGAAAAAAAGCGAAAUGACGACAUUUGUGCAAACAGGAGUAAAUCCCGCAGGCAACAGCGUCGCUUGUCCUGCCCUCGUCACCGUUCUGGUGCCCCCGGUGUUGUUUUUGUAAGCAUGGUACCACUUCGGAGAUGCCCCGUUGGUCGCACCUGUAAUGGGAAGACGUGCACUUUCUCUCUUGUACUAUGCACUAAAUGCUCUUAUCUCUGUUAGCCCCCCCACCCCAACCCCCUUCUAAAAAAAAAAAGAUGAAAAGUUUCCUUGAACUAGCUCAUCAUGGACGCUGCAAUGCUCACACGGUUGUGUAUAUGUAAAUAACACCCAACACAGAGACUCGUUGAAAUUCUUAAAUAAUGAAGAUGAAGAGUCAGUGAACUAUCUCCGAUAUACAGAGCGAUAUAACAAAAGAUUGCACCAGAAAUCAGUUUAUGGCACAGAAAUAUGUGCAAUACAUCACAUUGUGGCUUUGUUGCACCACAAAUGAGUUAAACGUGAUAAACGUGUUCGACUUUACCCCCCAAUGUAUCAUGUAGAUGGAUUAAAAACUGGAGUUUAUAAAUUAUAUAAAAAUGAAAAUAAUGGUGUGUUGCUCGGAUCAGUCACCUCCAACUGGUCUGUAUAUGUAAACUUUUUGUUUGUUUGUUUUUCAUUUUCUGCUCCGGGUCAACAAGUGCUUUUUUUUAUUUUUAUUUUUAUUUUUCUUACAUCGGUUGUCAGAGUGUGUGCAAACCUGAGGAUGAAAAAAAACACACACGGGUCUGUAUGGAUUUCUGUUCUUUGUCGACACAAGUUUCAUUUGUUACAAAUAAACUCAAGUGAAAUAAAA